Molecule: messenger RNA, 459 nt
Organism: Parnassius apollo (apollo)
Lineage: Eukaryota; Metazoa; Arthropoda; Insecta; Lepidoptera; Papilionidae
Source: the annotation of a GenBank genome assembly
AUGAGUGAAGGUGAAAAAUUGGCGAUUAGAAAGCAUGGCGAGAUGCUAAACGCAAUAAAAAAAGAGGAAAAGGUAGAAAAGCUAGUCGUAUCAAAUAAUGAUAAUAGACAACGUCGCAAAUAUCGUAGUAAAUUACUUCGUGAAAACAGGAUUUUGAAGGAAAAAAAUAAAAACUUAUGUGUGACAUAUAGCAGUCUUAAGAAAACUAUAUUAAGAUACAGAAAAAAAAUUAAUACUCUCACCAACCAAUUGAAUCAACUUAAAACAAAAAAUACAGUCGAACCUACAAAAUCCCCUACUACUCCUUUAACAAAAUACAUAGAAGAAGAAAUUCCUGAUAUAUCUGAAGAAUCUAAACAGAAGAUAAGGAAGAAAUUAUUAGAAACUCGUGUUCUGGAAGAGUCUUUAAAAGAAACCUAUAAUGAUAGUAAAUCAAACGAAGAAAAAAACCGACCAUGA